AUGCCUCUCAUUGCAGCGAAUCCGAAUGACCGUGUCAUCUUGGGAUUGAUGACCUUCGGUCCUGAUGCAUCGUCUGGAGCUCGCAUCACAGACCACAGUGAAUUCACAAAACAUCUUGACUACUUUCAAUCGAAGGGCUAUGACGAGAUCGAUACAGCUCGCAUGUACGUUGGUGGCAAGCAGGAGGGAUGGACGCGUGAUGCCAAGUGGAAGGACCGCGGCUUCACCCUUGCCACGAAGGUGUAUCCCUACAAGGCCGGAGUUCACGAGCCUGCGUCACUGAAGGAGCACUUUGGCACCUCAUUGAAAGAGUUGGGCACGGAUACCGUGGACAUCUUUUACCUGCACGCACCAGACAGGUCCGUGCCUUUCGAAAAGACCUUGGAGGCAGUGAAUGAGCUGCACAAGGAGGGAAAAUUUGUCCAGCUUGGUCUCAGCAACUAUGCUGCCUGGGAAGUUGCGGAGAUUUGGAAUAUUACGAAUGAGCGAGGAUGGGUAAAGCCAACAAUCUACCAGGCGAUGUACAACGCCAUUACUCGUGCCAUCGAACCUGAGCUCAUUCCGCUUUGCCGCAAGUACAAGAUCGAUAUCGUUGUCUAUAAUCCUCUUGCUGGUGGUCUGUUCUCUGGCAAGAUCAAGUCUGCAGACAUUAUUCCAGAUGAUGGUCGCUUUGGCAAGGAGGCCGACCGUGUUGGCAGCAUGUACCGAGAGCGCUACUUUAAGAAGGGCACUUUUGAUGCUCUCAAGAUUGUCGAGAACGCUGCGCAGAAGCACAACUUGACCCUGCUUGAGAUUGCGCUGAGAUGGAUAAUUCACCACUCAGACCUCAAGACCAGAGUGAAGGGCGGUAACGACGGUGUCAUCAUCGGCGUCAGCAGCUUCAGUCAGCUUCAAGGGAACCUUGCAGAUCUUGAGAAGGGCCCGUUGCCCGAUGAUGUUGUGCAGUCGCUGGAUGAAGCAUGGCUGGCCGCAAAGGCCACAGCACCGACUUAUUUCCGCUGA
This is a messenger RNA of Didymella exigua CBS 183.55, 1002 nucleotides long. Its product is annotated as aflatoxin B1 aldehyde reductase member 2. Bases 1 to 1002 code for a protein of 333 amino acids. NCBI's taxonomy places the organism in Eukaryota, Fungi, Ascomycota, Dothideomycetes, Pleosporales, Didymellaceae. The record is from RefSeq and is a predicted model, not a curated record. Gene Ontology annotation, molecular function: oxidoreductase activity. The transcript has 3 exons.